Molecule: messenger RNA, 186 nt
Organism: Fusarium venenatum
Lineage: Eukaryota; Fungi; Ascomycota; Sordariomycetes; Hypocreales; Nectriaceae
Source: RefSeq, a predicted model, not a curated record
AUGCACACGAUUCUAGAUCACGACGUUGAGUUACCAACUCAUCAAAGUCCGCAAAAAGAGAUGGAAGCACUGGACUCGGUGCGCCAAAGGAUCUUCGGCGGCGGACUUCGGCGGUUUCGGUGGGUCCCCUCCGAACAUAUCCACCUCCACCGCCGAGGCACCGACUCCGCCGCCGGAAGCAAGUAA